UGUGUUAGUAACACGUGGAUAAUAAAAGUGAGCGAUCUGAUUUCAUUUUUCGGGCACCCUGUUGGCCUGAAGCUCGAGUAGCAAGUAUCAGUUUCUGAAGAUAUGGUUUUCAAUACAUGAGCCUCAGUUGUCUUCUGCUGUAUGUUGUAAGGAUUUACGGUUGAUGUUCGCUUGCAGCACGUUAAAAAUUCUCAUUUAUGGGUGUUCCUUCAUGAAGUAUUGAAUUGCAAGAGGAUCCAGUUGCCAGCUUGCCUCUCUCGAGGGGCAUUGACUUAAGAUUUCAGUGGAAAAUCAUUGAUGUGGCGCCAGUCCAGCAACUCUCGGUACAGUCCAGCAAAUCUCAACACUACUCUGCAGCCGCCAAUCUAAAUCAGUACCAAGAAAAGUAAAUUGUUACCCCCCGUCCAAGUUUGCCUAAGCAUGAUUCACUCACGAUCGACAACCUGUAUGGUCUUUAAGGCUGGUAAUAUGAGGAAGCAAUGCAGCAUUAAUAGUUUUGUUUUCAUUUGUUCCGAAGUUGAGGGAAUUUGAAUGAUUCACCAUCUAUUUUGUGCUAGAAAGCAACUGCAAGUGAGAAGAAAACUUUGCCCGGAACCGUAGGAAUUUUGCACAAUUGGAAGAACAACCAUUGUUGGUUUCACGAAGGCCUGGAUGGAAAUCACAGCCGACUGAUCCGACAACAGUGGCCGUCGACAUUAUAUUUAUUUGAGAAGGUUUAUACAAGAAAAAAAAGACACAACUUAAAGGAUGCAUCUUUCAAUUAGAAUCAUACUUUGGACAAGUUUGUUGACUUCUCUCUAUGGGACGGUGGAGAGUGCCACUGUUAAUGCGACGUUGCCAUCAAGUACAGCAAUACUGAAUGGCACCAAGAUUGACUUUGUAUUAGAUGCAUUUGAUCCAGCUCCGCCAAGUCGUUACUAUACUCUAAUGAAAUUUGGAUAUAAAAAGACAGGAGUGGCAUUUGCCAGGCUUUACAGUUACAAUGAAUUUACGUCACGUUUUGUACUUGACUCUUCAAUACCAGCAGAAUUUGUUGGGAGGUUGACCACCUCUACGGCUGGAAGUAUACAUAUGGUAUCAAUUUCUCCGAUAUUGUUCACGGAUGAAAAUUACCAGUUUUAUUUUGAGCUGGACUAUGCCAAACAACCUUCAGGUGACCCAGCCAAGGUUGACAGCCAGAAGUAUGAUCUGCAAAAUGUGUACUCAUUGCCGACAUUCAACGAUACAGAAUCGAUGCAAGCUUCUACAACAUUAAUUGAAGGAAGAAACGGGACAAUACAGUGCGUUGUGAGCAGUCGACCCGUUUCAACUGUGACGUGGUCAUACAACAAUGCAACGAUCAAUGCAACUCAGUCAUCAACGACUUCAACUAGUGGCAGUAUCAUUAAAGUGACGAGCGUGUUAAGGAUAAGCAAUCCAUCUUCGUCACUUGAUGGUGAAAAAGUCACUUGCUUUGCAUCGCAUCAGUUCUCUGCUGCUGUGAAUCGCACAACGAUCAUCAAUGUUCAAUAUCGCCCAAAAAACACUUCGUUUUCCGUGGUACCAGCAAUGCUAAAACUAAACCAAAACAUAACACUGACAUGCAGCGCAGUUGGCAAACCAAGUGUCACAAAAUACAGAUUCUACGUCAACGAUAAAUCUAUCGGAAGUUCAACCAGUGGGUCAUUGACUGUAAAUGCUAGUGACUGCACCAGGUAUAAUGGGAAUUACAAAUGUGUUCCUGAAAGUAGUAUAGGAGAUGGAGAAGUUAAGACCCAGUCCGUUGUUGUGACAGAUGAUAUCAAAGUCAAUCCAAGAACAUCUGCGCUAGUAGCCAAUGAAACACAAAAUAUUACGCUCACGUGUGAUGUGUCAGGGUGCCCUUUGCCAACCACACAAUGGCAGAAAAAUGGAAACCCUUUGAAUAGAUUUGGUAGCAGUUUGAAGUUGAGCAGUGUCAGUAAAUCAGACAGUGGGCAGUAUUCUUGUCACGCGGAAAAUGGAUACACCAAUGCGUCUGCACAAAUUCAAGUCACUGUUAAUUAUAAACCAGUGUCCACGGCUUUCACAGCAUCGGUCGCCAAACCAACAGAAGGUUCAGCAGUCUCUUUUAAUUGCAGUUCAGAUUCCUACCCAGCGGCAACAUACAGGUUCUAUCGUGUCGAUAAUAGCGGGAAUGUGUUAGUGAGCAGCUCCGGUUCAGAGAACAGUGGGGUGUACACAAUAUCAAGUGUCAGUUACAGUGGUGCAUACAAUGUCACUUACAAAUGUGUUCCGUACAAUCUUCUAGGAAAUGGCUCGGCCGUUACUACGACAAUAGAAAUACAAGUUCGACCUCGAAUUAUGGUAUCAGCAAUACCUAGUGCAGUGAAUGAGACACAAACUGCUGUUAUCCAAUGCAAGGUCUUAGCUGCUAACCCUGUUCCGUCUCUCGCCAUCACAAAUGCCAAUGGUCUUUCCAUUACCCACACAAACGGAAAUGCAACAUUAAGCAGUGUCACGGCUGAUCAAGCUGGAAUGUACACGUGCACAGCCAGCAACGGAAUUGGGCAACCAGUCACUGGAAAUACCACGUUGACUGUCAAUCACAUACCAGACAAGAUCAACUUGACAUCUUCCAACAACAAACCUGUCAAUGGUUCGUCUGUCACGUUAACUUGCUCUGCUCGUGGAACCCCUGAACCUCAGUACAGGUUUUACGAUGGUCUCACCAACUCAAUUGUCCAGGACUCUUCCAGUGGGACAUACAUCACAGGUCCUCUGAACUACGAAAUCGUAACAAAUUACAGCGCGAUUUUUCGUUGCAUACCUCAUAAUAUGAUGGGAAAUGGAGUUACAACUUCGAUAGCUCUUGAUAUUCAAGUGCCACCAAAGAUUUCCCUUUCAAUUACUCCGCAAAAUGUCAAUGAAACUGGUAAUGCCAACAUUGCCUGUGUUGUUGCUGCUGCCAAUCCAACUCCAGUUAUAACGAUCUUGAAUCCCAUGAACCGAACAGUAUCGCACACAAAUGGCGCCGCUGCUCUCACUAAUUUGUCUCGCAAUGAUGCCGGAAUUUAUUCGUGUAGUGCAAACAAUAGUGUGCCUGGGUCCCCGGUUACAAAGACUGCUACUCUUUCCGUCAAUCAUGCUCCAGAUCAACCCAGGAUUACAGCAACAGCAACCAAGCCUGUCACUGGUUCAGCAGUCACUUUGACUUGCUCUGCACGCGCCACCCCGGCAGCGCACUUCCGAUUCUUAUCAGGCAAUGGUUCUGUGUUACAAGACGGUGCUAGUGCCAACUUUGUUAUAGGUUCAUUGAAUUACGUGGAUUUUACAAAUUACACUGCUACUUAUGGAUGCAUAGCAUAUAACUCGUAUGGUGAAGCCCCUCGUCAAGAAAUCGUCCUUGAUAUCCAAGUCCCUCCUGUCAUCUCAUUUUCAAUAAACCCGAGCACAGUCAACGAAACUCACAAUGCAACAAUGCAGUGCACUGUUACUGCUGCCAACCCAGCACCAUCAAUCACUAUACAGAACCCAAAGGGACAAAAUUUGAGUCACACAGAUGGUUUGGUACAACUUGAUUUGAUCACUCGUGAACACGGUGGAACAUAUUCUUGCAUUGCUUCCAAUGGAGUUGUUGGUUCACCUGUGACGCGGACAGCAAUCCUCACUGUAAACCACCGACCAGACAAUGUCAGUAUAUCAGUAUCAAGUCUUAAACCAGUAAAUGGUUCAUCUGUUACAUUCACGUGUUCUUCACGUGCCGGUCCGCCAGCGAAAUACAGGUUCUACAAAGUAACUGGAUCGACGGAGAUCCUUCUUCGGGACUCCACUUCGGCCGUGUACGAAAUCACAAACAUCAAUUAUGCAGAAUACAUUGGGUAUAAAGCAACUGUAAAAUGCAUCCCAUACAAUUCCUUUGGAGAUGGCCCUAGCAGGAAUGAAACUGUCGAUAUUCAAGUGAGCCCGCAGAUAAAUGUUCCAUCCACUCUGAAUGUCAAUGAAGGUCAACGUGCCUCCUUAACUUGUUCUGUGACAGCAGCCAACCCCUCGCCUACAAUUACCUGGAGAGGGCCAGCAAAUAAUGUUUUAAGUAGCACCAAUGGAGUGCUUGUUAUGUCGCCUGUCAGGAGGGAGCAAAAUGGAACAUACACAUGUGAAGCUUCAAACGGUGUUGGAUCGACCGCUUCGAAGACUGCUGCUCUCACUGUCUAUUAUGGACCUGAAUUCACGAGCAACAGCUCUAGCCUAACUACCUGUAGACCACGGACAGGAAUCGUUAGAUGCGUUGCAGAUGGCUUUCCUGUACCAACCGUUAGAGUAAUGUUUUCAAAUACUGAGAAGGCAAGAGGACAGGGACAAGUUAUUCAUAUAAUAACUGACUUGGCAGACAGUACCUUCGGAGUAUACACAUGCUUGGCAAACAAUACCGUCAAGGAAGUGAACAUAACUAGAACCUUGGUUAAAAAAGAUGCUCCUGAUGCUCUCACAGAUGUUAAACUAAAACAAGGUUCUGAUAGCAGCAUUGAAGUGACAUGGCGUUUGCCCGUGUGCACAGGAGCUAGUGGCAUAAAGGCAAUCAGGAUUAAGUAUAAGAAGACAGGCGAAUCGACAUGGAAAACAAAAGAUGUACAAAGUAGCGACACCAAAGCUACUAUUGACAAACUGGAAAGCAACACAGAAUAUGAAGUGCAAGUUUUUAUUGUGGAUGGAAAUGAUAGAGAGCAUGCUGGGCUUCAAUCAUCACAGAGAACAGGUACGACUUCAGGAUCGACUGGUGAAUCAAAUGCUGGACUUGUUGGUGGAAUCAUUGGCGGUGUUCUGUUUCUGGUUAUCGUCAUUGUUGUUUGUGUGGCCUUCAGCAAGCGACGAAGAAGUGCUUCAACAGUAAUACCGAGCGAGCCACUGCACUUCUCACUUCAGCCAAAUGGGAAUAAUAAAAUGCUAGUAAAAUGGUGUGCACCAAAACAUGUCAACUUGUAUGAAAUAAAUCAUUACGAUAUAUAUUGGAAGAAGGUAAAAGGUCCUGAGGAUGUGAAGAGCGUGAAAGGCUCAGCUGGAUCAUUUGAGGAGGACAUAGAUGGCCUAAAACCAGGCACUCUGUAUGAGUUCAGGAUCGUCGCCGUGAUGACCGAUGGUUCCAUUGGCAGAUGUAGUAUGCCUAAAGUUCAACGAACAAAUUCCGAGUACAGCUCAAACGGAUACAGGGGCGACACGGCAAAAAGUGAUAUCCCUCUUACCGGGGUCAAUGGUGACGGUAAAUCGCAUUACAGGGCACCAGAUGGUUCACUGUAUGCUUCUGUCAGUAAAAAGACGAAGUCUGACCAAAUAGAUGGAGCGGUAGAUAACCCUAAAUUCGUCGCUGACUCAGACGGAGCCUACGACCCAGUCGUUCCAAACAAUAAUGCGACGCCAAAGCAAUCGCCAGCUGCAAAUAAAAAGGCCGAAGGGACAUACGCAGAGCUGAGUACGUUCUCGCCAAAGGAUAACGGUAAAACUAAAGAACAGCCCGUUAAAACUGAAUACGCAACACUGGAGGAAAUAGGCCCCUUGACGCCCUUCGAUAAACCCGCUGAAGCAGAGGAAGAAGCCAAGAGCAACGAGGAUCCCCCUUCUCAUAAAAUCACCGUUGCACCAGAGACGGAAGAUGUCCCUGAACCAGAAGUGACAGUGACACCCCCACCCUCAGAUGAUUCUUCGGCCAAAGUUGAUAUCAUAUAAGAGGUGAACGAUUUUCCCUCUUUUCAGGGGCCAAUCUCUUCGUUCCUUGGAACCAUUUUCUUUUUUCUUUUUUUUUUGCUUAUCGACGGAAAAGUCUUUUCAAAUCCGAGUGAUAUCGUCGAACGUGCUUUUUGCAAACGUUUUUGAUAAAAGAUCUCUCGUGUUUGAAUAUAUUGUGGAACUUCUUUGAUGAAUCGAACGGCCAAUGAUUUGCAAGAUUUUAUCAAGUAUUUUGAAAGGUACUUUGAUACAGACUGGUUUUCCUAGCUAUGCAGAUAUUAAUUGCAACCAGCCAUAUUUUUGUUCAGGAUGUUUUGAACUGCAUGGGAUACCUAAAACGAGUUUUUACUUGGCAAAACUUUCAUUUUAAAAAAGUUCUAAUAAUUUUUAGUUAUUGUCUCAAAUUCUAAAUUAUUGGCAAGGUUCCCGAUUUAUGUCAACUCUACACUCCCUAUUUCAAAUCACUUUCAAAUUCUGUCUCAGGCUUAAAGGCAAUCUGUCACGACGUUGAUUGGUUAUAAGAACAAAGGGAUUUCUAUUGUUUCCAGUCCCUCUUUAAUUUAUCGCAUUGUAAAAAAUAUGACGGAGCGCUGGAAUCGUGUUUAGGCUAUUGUUCCAGCUAUUGUUCUCGUUAACCAAUCCACAACGAGACAGAUUGCCUUUAAGGUAAGGCGUUAUGUGAUUGAAACCUUGUCAGUCGUUAUGGUUUGCUAAAAGUCUCCCCAAUAUGGCAUCAUGACUCAUUAUUUAUUUGUUAUGACAGAGAUCGCCGUACAGUAGUAAUAGCAAUCUAAAGUAAAGUCUUUGAAAGAUGCGUCAUUGUCAGAUUUAGGUUAACUUCAAAAAGGCAAGAUGAAUAUUGAAGAGUUUAAGUUAUUUUGUUUGAGUUACUAAGACUGACAACGCCUUCUCAAUCUUUCAAGGAAUCAAAACUCGUUUUAGCUGCUCAUCAGCCAAUGAAUUUCUGCUUCCCCUAUUCAUCAUUUCAUACAAUGAGCACAUCUGUUGAUCGAGAUGUUCCAUUAAAUGCUCAUUGUCAUUCCCUAUGUGGACCUAAUGGUGUUUCGCUGAAGUUUACCGGAUGUAAUAUUUUGGCUAUUAAAAACAAUUCUGCUGUCUCGGCAAGGGAUCAUAUUUUCCCUUUUAUUAUUCAAUGGUUUAAUAGGAAUCACUCGGAUUUUGUUUUUAGUUGAUUCCAAGUUGAUUUUGUUUGAAUUCUUGUUAAAACGUUAUCACACAGACAUUUUGCGUAAAGUUGAAUACCGAGAUAUUUAACUAUUUUGGGAUUCGUAGUUUCGAAAAGGUAUUCUUAUCCCUUUUGUUAGAGUCGUAAUUAAAAAUCAUGCUUGAACAAAGCAAGAUCCUUUAUUAUUCACUGUAUCAUAUUAGUGACAGUUUAGCAAAAAAAGCCCCACUUCGUAGGUUUGCAUGGGUUUAAAGAAAGCUUUCUAGCCUUCUUCCAUUCUAGAUAAUUUUAAUGCCACUUAGAUAUUUCAGGCCGAAUCAUUCUUUUUGCAGUGUAACUAAAAAGGUGCUUAUAUUAGAAUUCAACCACCAUUUUGGCUUGGCAUUUUGAACAACUGCACGACCCCAGUAGAAUUUGUUUCCCUUUUUCAGUAGAAUAACGACGACCUGCUUCGUUAGAUGACGUCAUAUUUUCGUUAUAAUUUCGUUCCUAGUUUUUCUUCGGGAAUCGAACAGCACCAGGCUGUCAUAGCUCCCUUGCGCAACAGGGGCAUUAACUUAUUAUGAGGCUGCUGUCUUUUUGGUACUGCAGCUAAACACAAUAGCGAUGAAAAUAGUUUUUCAAAGUUGAAGUUUUCCGAUUUUGAACGACAGGAUUGUUGUUUUAGGCUUAAAAACACUGUUGAAGACAAUAUGUAUUCGUAAUUAUACUUUUAAAUUCCAUCUUUUUGCUUUCAUACUCGAAUUUAAGUAUGAAUUUCAAUUACAUUUUGUUGUUUUCCUUUCCUUUAUGUCGCUGUAUAAUCUAUAAAGAAGGCGUUAUAUGUUAUUGUUGUAAUAUUAGAAUUUUUAUGAUUUGAUGUCAAUAAGGUAUACUAGUUUUAAUCGCACAAAGUGCAUCGAUUAUCGUUGUUAUUGCUUUUGAUCCAAUAUGCGAUUUUUCAAUCUUUGGAAUGUAUUCUAGAAAUCGUUAGGCCUCUGUCGUUUUUCUUUGCAGAUUAUUUCCUCGACACUUUUACUUUUGUUGAUGCAACUUUUAUUGGUUUAUUUGUAAGGGAAUCGCAAUAUUGACUGAAAUAUAUUAUUAAUAGUUUGAUAUUUAAGCAAAUGUGAUGAUUAUUAUACUUAGCUUUUUAAUGUAAUUUUUGAUGUUUUAAUCAUGUUGAUAUAUUUCCAUAGAAACUGUUGUAGAAAAUCGUUAGCAGUAUUUAGAUAAAAUUCAAUGAUUAUGGGAUUAAUUUUAGUGCACUUAUUAUGCAACGAAAUAUAUGCUUCAUUUCAUAUAUAUGUUCUUUAUGCGUAUGAUGGGUAGAAAGCCA
This is a messenger RNA of Rhopilema esculentum, 8183 nucleotides long. Lineage: Eukaryota; Metazoa; Cnidaria; Scyphozoa; Rhizostomeae; Rhizostomatidae. The record is from RefSeq and is a predicted model, not a curated record.